Molecule: messenger RNA, 621 nt
Organism: Kluyveromyces marxianus DMKU3-1042
Lineage: Eukaryota; Fungi; Ascomycota; Saccharomycetes; Saccharomycetales; Saccharomycetaceae
Gene: KEG1
Product: Keg1p
Exons: 1
Coding region: 1-621 (206 amino acids)
Source: RefSeq, a predicted model, not a curated record
AUGGCAGAAACAGCACAGGGUCCUUCCAAGAUAGUAGUGAAGUUAUAUCAAUUUUUCCAUAUAUCAACUGCUUUUCUAUAUUGUGCAUUGUUGAUCCGAUGGAUGGUGCUGAUACCCUUGACAUCUACCAGAUUUUUACCAGGAGGUAUACAUGAGUUUUUGUGCUAUCUAAUGAUUUAUUCGUCAAUUGGCAGCAUACUUUGGUGGGUAAAAUUUCAAGGACUAAACAAAAGAUUACUUAACAGACACAACCUAAAAAACAUUAAUCUUAUAUACUUUGUGGCGGUAAUGCACUUCUACGAUGAUUAUGAGCACUCACCCGUACUAAAAAAUAUUAGUUAUUCCACGUUCAUUGUUGGACUCUCUCUAACUCAAAUGUACCAUCAUUGGUGUAAGAUCUUUAAAACAAAGAAAACUAAUACAAAUUCAAGAUCAAUGAUUCAGAGGAUAAACCUAUACGUGGCCAUCCCAUUGUUGUACAUCAGUGAAUUCUACUUGUUGUUAUUAAAUACGGAAAUUGAUAACUAUCAUAAUGGUCCAAACGUAGUUUUGCUCAACAAGGCUGUGCUAGUUACUUUUAUUCCAUUGUGUAUGCAUUUAUAUAGAGGUUUACUUUUCUAA